Messenger RNA from Polyodon spathula (Mississippi paddlefish), 3617 nucleotides. Its product is annotated as transcription initiation factor IIA subunit 1-like. The transcript has 11 exons. Bases 266 to 1459 code for a protein of 397 amino acids. Gene Ontology annotation, biological process: transcription by RNA polymerase II; transcription initiation at RNA polymerase II promoter. Lineage: Eukaryota; Metazoa; Chordata; Actinopteri; Acipenseriformes; Polyodontidae. Gene Ontology annotation, cellular component: transcription factor TFIIA complex. The record is from RefSeq and is a predicted model, not a curated record.
UUGACCCUGCCCUGUGUCUCGCGUACUCGCAGCUUCAUCGCUCAGUAUAUAAAGGAGGGAGCGACGGAGAGAGGACGGCUGGACAGCGCAGCCCUUCGGAUUAGAAAUAAGCGGCUAGUAUAGUGUUUUAUUUUAUAUUAUACCCUUUUAAAUGAGUUUAUUUGAAUCCUUAGAAUUCUAGAUCUUAAUAGGCUGCGUUUUUAUUUGUUUUUUACUGUUCGUUUUCUAGUGUUUUUUUUUUUUCUUUUUUUUCUCUGCAUUAAUAAUGGCGAGCUCGGCUAACUCAAACCCAGUGCCUAAAUUAUACAGAUCUGUGAUUGAAGAUGUAAUAAAUGAUGUCCGAGAACUGUUCCUUGAUGAAGGAGUGGAUGAGCAAGUGCUUUUGGAACUUAAGACGUUAUGGGAGAACAAAUUAAUGCAGUCCAAAGCUGUUGAUGGCUUUCACACUGAAGAGCAGCAGCUGUUACUGCAGGCACAGGCACAACAACAGCAGCAGGUGAAGCAAGCCCAACAACAGUCCCAGCAGCAGCAGGUCAUUAUUCCACCAAGCCAAGCAACACAGCAACAGGUUAUUGUGCAAGAUCCCAAAAUAUUACAACACAUGAAUGCCACAGGAAUGAAUAGCUGUGUGAUUCAGAAUGGGAGAAGGAAUCUGACCAGGCACAUCACAAGCCAGCCUGAUGGCCUUGUAGGAUAUAUGAGUGCAGCAGCCACUGCAGCAACACUGGCAUUGCCAUCAGGUGUCACUCCCUAUCAACAACUGAUUACAAAUCAAGGCCAGAUCUUGCAGGUGGUUAGAGCCCCAAAUGGUACCCAGUAUAUUAUCCAGCCACAGCAACAGGUUCUCUUGCAACAGCAGGUUAUACCACAAAUGCAGCCUGGUGGUGUGCAAGCACCUGUUAUACAACAGGUACUGGCUCCAAUCCAAGGAGGCAUCCCACAGCAAACAGGCGUAAUCAUCCAGCCUCAGCAGAUUGUCAUUGCAGGAAACAAGGUUCCUCAAAAUGCACAGGUUAUGCAGGCAGCUACCAUGGUAGCUGCUGCAGCACAGGCUGGACAGAAUGUUGCACAGGUCCAGCAGCAGCAGCAGCAGCAGCAGCAGCAGCAGCCGCAACAGCAGCAGCCACAGCCACAAAUGAUGCUACAAGUUGAUGGGGCUGGAGACACAUCCUCGGAAGAGGAAGAGGAAGAAGAUGAAUAUGAUGAAGAUGAGGAAGAUGACAAGGACAAAGAUGUGGGGGAGGAUGGACAAGUAGAAGAGGAGCCGUUAAACAGCGAGGAUGAUGUUAGUGAUGAAGAAGGACAAGAGCUGUUUGAUACAGAAAAUGUGGUUGUUUGUCAAUAUGAUAAAAUUCACAGAAGUAAGAACAAAUGGAAAUUCCACCUCAAAGAUGGGAUCAUGAAUCUAAAUGGAAGAGAUUAUGUAUUUUCAAAAGCCAUUGGGGAUGCAGAAUGGUAACUGUUUCUGGUAUUUUGUUGUAAACUAAUGCAAGACACAUCAAGACUGGACUAAAUGCACUUCAGCUGAGUUACUGGAAAAACCCAGAGCUACUGGAAGUGGAAUAACUUAGUGUUAAUACAAACACUAGGGUAAAUGAACAAGACUCCCUCUUUCUACAGCUUAUGUGGACGUCGAUUUGUAUGUUUAUAAAGUAAUAGUGCUGUUGACUGGUAAAGACAACUGGGAAUUGUAGUUUUCCUUCAAAGGAAAUGUAGUUCUCUUUCGGAGGAAUUUGACGUUUAUUUUUGCAAAGUAUGUGCAUCCAAUUUGGAUUUUCUUUUAAAAGUUUCUAAAUGUGGAAUCUUUAGUCCCCUGCUUCAUGAUAAAACAAGAAAUUGCAUUGGAGGGUCAUGGUUGAAACAAAAAAUAAGUAACACUUUUAAAGUCUUCUGUUUUAGGCAAUAAUGCUGUGCUUAUCUGACUUUAUUUAUUUUAAUCCUGGCUUCCACUGUAGAUAACUUUUGAUUAGCAAGUAGAAACAAAUGGUUGGUUUCACAGAUCCUGAUUAGCCAUAAAUGUUCUACCUAAUGCUGCCUUAGUUAAGGUUGUCUAACAUUAGUAUUAAUCAGUGUCUGUAAAACCAGCCAAAUGUUUCUAUAGGUAAACAUUUGGCAUUGGUGAUCUCUUUCCAAAAUAUAACAUGCUGAAGAAAAAAUAUAUUGCAUGGAAAUGUUUAGUUUUAGACCCCAGGCUUUAAUAUUUGUCACCAUUUUUUUAAUUUCUUUUUUUUUUUAAUAAACAAAUUGUGAUAUCUUGGUAGACUUUUUUUUUUUUUUUUUUUUUAAAUGACAUGCAGGUUUCCAAAAACCUUACUUGCCUGCUUUCAUCUUUUUUUUUCCCCCAUGAAUUUUCAACUUUAGAAGAACAAAUAUGUAAUACAUUUAGAUUAUUCUUUAAGCAAGCCAAGUUAUCUGCACUGUUUUGUAUUGAAAUGUCAAGCUUUUAUGUUUGCUACAGUAUGUCGGUCAACAGCAGCAUGGUAAAUCCUGAAGGAUUGUCUUUUAAUUGUUGUGUCUGUCUGUCUGUGGACAUUGUUACUAAUGAGCCAAAGCAGCCUGUUUAGCUGUAUUAUCAACUGCACUUCUGUAGGGUGCAUUUGUUAUAAUCUGUAGUUUUUAUUUUGUAUUUAUUCCUGUGAUUUAUUUCUUGGCAAUGGGGGUUUGGACUGGUCAGUCUGUAAAUGAAACACACCAAACUGUGCUCUUAUGAUACAAGUGUUCCUUUUACUCUGAUGCAGUGAUGCUCGUCACAGGUUGGUAAAUCGUCCUUUUUUCUUUUUAUUGUUCUUGCAUUUUAAUCAUGAUUUUACAUUAACUUUUUAAUUGAUUUGGAAUUUUUAAAUUUAAAUAUUGCUUUUAUAAAAGGAAAUGGUAUUUGUUUGCUGGCUUAUUUGCUCAAGCAGUACAGUGUUGCAAAAUGUGUUACAAUUAAGGGGUAGGUGAUGGAGUUGUUUCAUUUUGCACAUGUUGGUGUUCAAGUGAGCCUUUUAAAAUGCAGCUUGUCCUUAACCGUUUUAUUUUCUUAUCCAUAGCUGAUGUACACAAUUUCAAUAUAAUAAAGGCACAUGUAGAUCAGGUGACUGCAGAUUGAAACUUUGAGAGCCCAGGACAACUGUCCCUUGUGAAACAACUUGAGAGAACUUUAUUCCUUGCAGCACAGUGUAUCAGUGGGAAUCAUUCUGUUUAGAUAAUUUUUUACUUGAACCUUACAUGUACCUUUUUGGUUAUUGUGCCUUUCUGUUUAAGUUGAUCAGGAAUUAUAGAUCCUUAAUUCAGAAGAACUAGAAGAAAAAAAAACAUACAUCUACAGUCUGCUUCAUUUGUUGUGUGUCAGCUGAUUUCCUUUUUAAUAAAAGCAGUUUACCACUGUUUAGCUACUAUUAAUGUUGACUGCUGUUGUACAUACUGUAUGUGUAAGAGGGAAAUCUAUUUAUUAUGUUUGUAUAAUUCAUUCUGUACUGUUUUCAAAUCAAGGUUGCUCUUUGUAAUUUACACUUACAUGUUUAAAGGCCACGCUUUGAAUACAAUUAUAGAACUUAGUAUUUUAUUGUACUAAGACCUAUUUUGAGUUACCUAAAUAUUUUUGCCUUUGCUAAAAUUAAAGUAUUAAGAAAAUG